This is a messenger RNA of Penicillium manginii, 2460 nucleotides long. Its product is annotated as Chitin synthase C. The record is from RefSeq and is a predicted model, not a curated record. Gene Ontology annotation, molecular function: chitin synthase activity. Bases 1 to 2460 code for a protein of 819 amino acids. The transcript is spliced from 7 exons. Gene Ontology annotation, cellular component: cell septum; cell periphery. Lineage: Eukaryota; Fungi; Ascomycota; Eurotiomycetes; Eurotiales; Aspergillaceae.
AUGGCGGUUCUCACGCCAUCAGCCAGCUCUUCUGGUCAAUCUGGUGACUCUUCCACUAGCCAACACAAAAGGAGUAGCAGCAGUCUCUUUUCCGAUGGCUCCUCCGACGUUGGUGGAGCGCGGCCCCCCGCCCCCGUACGCCGGUCACUUGUGCCUGGAAUUCGUCGCCAUCCGACCAGGAAAAUCAAGCUCGGAGAAGGAAAUGUGUUAAGCGCAGACUACCCGGUACCAAGCGCGAUUCAGAAUGCCGUGCAGAAACAGUAUCGGGAAUCGGCAGAAAAUGCUGAGGAGUUCACCCACUUACGAUAUACGGCUGCAACAUGCGAUCCGGACGAAUUUGUUAUGCGAAAUGGCUACAAUUUACGCCCUACGAUGUAUAACCGCCAUACCGAACUACUCAUCGCAAUAACCUACCGGAGCGAGAAUAAGGUGCUGACAGCAAGGACCCUGCACGGCGUCACCCAAAACAUCCGCGAUAUCGUCAAUCUCAAAAAAUCAGAGUUCUGGAAUCAGGGUGGGCCGGCUUGGCAGAAGAUCGUCGUCUGUCUAGUUUUCGAUGGAAUUGACCCUUGCGAUAAAAACACCCUUGAUGUCCUGGCGACAAUCGGGGUUUACCAAGACGGAAUUAUGAAGCGGUCUGUUGAUGCGCGAGAGACUACUGCUCACAUUUUCGAAUAUACCACCCAGCUUUCUGUGACAUCAAAACAAGCUCUCGUUCGGCCGAACGGUGAUGAGUUGACGAAUCCUCCACCAGUCCAGAUGAUAUUCUGUUUGAAGCAGCAAACCAGUAACAAAAUCAACUCACAUCGAUGGAUAUUCAACGCAUUUUCCCGUAUGCUGAAUCCCGAGGUCGUCGUUUUGUUGGAUGCCGGGACAAAGCCCUGCAAGGAAUCGUUUUUGAUGCUGUGGCAAUCAUUCUAUAACGACGAAAAUCUCGGCGGAGCUUGCGGCGAAGUCCACCCCAUCAUGAAAAAGACGAGCUUUAUGAACCCAUUCGUUGCUGCUCAAAACUUUGAGAUGAAGAAAUCAAAUAUUCUCGAAAAGCCACUGGAAAGCAUCCUUGGCCAGGUUUCACUUGGAGAGUUCUCUGCAUAUCGGUAUCGAGCCAUCAUGGGUCGACCAUUGGAACAAUAUUUCCACGGUGAUUUGACGCUUUCAAAGAAGCUAGGCAGAAAGGGCUUCGACGAAAUGAGUAUUUUUAAGAAGAAUAUGUUCUUCGCUGGUGAUCGGAUCUUGUCAUUUGAGUUGGUCGCCAAGGCUGGGUUCAACUGGCGUUUGGCCUUCGUCAAAGGAGCGAGAGGCGAGGCCGAAGUGCCAAGGGAUUUUGCAGGUUUCAUCAAUUCCAGACGUCAGUGGCUCAAUGGCUCAUUCGCUGCGAAUCUGUAUGCGUUCAUCCAUUUCGGUCGAAUUUACCAGAGUGGACAGAGUAUUCUUCAGAUGGCUCUUCUUCAUGUUCAAAUGGUGUAUAAAUUUGUACAAAUUGUGCUCUCUUGGUUCUCAUUGGCUUCUUUCUGGUUAAUAACCUCGGUUAUCAUGGGUGUCGUGAGCACGCCAAUGAGGUCGAAUAACAAUAGAGCGUGGCCUUUCGGUAACGAGGCUUCUCUGAUUGUAAACGACUUUCUCAAAUACGGCUAUGUGUUAUUAUUGGGCAUCCAAUUUAUUUUGUCUCUUGGAAAUCGUCCCAAAGGGUCUGGUCUAGCGUACACGGUCUCAUUUCUCUACUUCCCUGUCAUCCAGAUAUACACCGCAGUUUUGGCAUUCUAUCUUGUCAGCCAAGCCACUACAAAGGUAUCAUUCGACAUUGUUAUCGAUGAGGAUGACAUGCUAUCCGCUGCUUCUCACAAUUUGGGAUCAACAAUGAUUUUAAUCACAUUGGUUGCUACUUACGGUGUACAUUUUGUGGCAAGCUUACUAUAUCUAGACCCCUGGCAUGUGGUAACCUCUUUCUGGGCUUACUUCGCGGGAACGACCUGUGGGUCCAAUAUUUUGAUGGUAUACGCGUUUUGCAACUGGCAUGAUGUUUCAAUUGGCACAAAACCUAUCGAUAAGAGCAAGAACCUUCCGGAGGCGCAGACCAAGAGGGAUGAAAAGUCGAGGUUCAUCGAGGAAAUGGAGCGACCGCAGGUUGAUAUUGACAGCCUAUUCCAUGCCACUGUCAAACGAGCCUUAGCAACAUUCGAAGAGCCACCUGAAUCAGAGGACAAAGAUGCCGAUGAUAUUUACAAAGCUUUCCGCACAUAUCUCGUGGCUUUGUGGGUUUUCAGUAACUUGAUCAUGGUUCUUUGCAUUAUGAGCACAGGAAUUUCCCAAUUCUGCCUUUUGACAUUGCCGGAUAAAAGGAUGUGGAAUUAUCUCUUGGCUGUUGUAUGGGGUACUAUUGGGCUCUCACUCUUCCGUUUCGCCGGGUCGCUUUUCUUCUUAGCCAAGACGACUGUUUGGAGAUGCGUCGAGCGAAGAUAG